Messenger RNA from Phytophthora nicotianae INRA-310, 5806 nucleotides. RefSeq lists its product as hypothetical. The transcript is spliced from 3 exons. Gene Ontology annotation, cellular component: condensed nuclear chromosome; nucleus; Mre11 complex. The record is from RefSeq and is a predicted model, not a curated record. Gene Ontology annotation, molecular function: double-stranded telomeric DNA binding; single-stranded telomeric DNA binding; G-quadruplex DNA binding. Bases 35 to 4060 code for a protein of 1341 amino acids. Gene Ontology annotation, biological process: telomere maintenance via recombination; double-strand break repair; chromosome organization involved in meiotic cell cycle. NCBI's taxonomy places the organism in Eukaryota, Oomycota, Peronosporomycetes, Peronosporales, Peronosporaceae.
CGGCAAAAAAGCUGCACUUCACCAUCAGCCAGCGAUGUCGAGCAUCGAGAAGUUGUCGAUCCGCGGCAUCCGCAGCUUCAGUCCGAACCGCGAGGAGAUCAUCGAGUUCUACCAUCCUCUGACCAUCCUCCUGGGUGACAAUGGCUGCGGCAAAACCACAGUGAUCGAGUGCCUCAAGCUCGCGUGCACAGGCGGUCUUCCCCCCGGUGCACGCAGUGGCCAAAGCCUCAUCCACGACCCAAAGAUCGCCGGUACCAACGAAGUGAAAGCCAGUAUCCGCCUACGCUUCCGCAAUCGAGCUGGUAAAGCUAUGCUGGUGCAUCGUACGUACCAGGUGCGUCAGACAAAGAAGACGAUGAACUUUAAAGCUCUAGACGGCGUCAUCCGCGUGGUGAACGAGCUGGGCGAGAAGGUUUCGCUUAGUCACAAAUGUGGCGAGCUCGAUCAGCACAUUCCAGACAUGCUGGGAGUGUCUAAAGCCAUUCUAGAAAGUGUCAUCUUUUGUCACCAAGAAGAAUCCAACUGGCCAUUAAGAGAAGGCGCCGAGUUAAAGAAACGAUUUGAUAAUAUCUUCGAGUCGGCGAGAUACACGAAAGCUCUUGAAGCUAUUAGGAAGCUGAAGAAGGCGCGACUGGAAAAUGCUAAGGACUACAAACGGGACUUGGAUGUGUUGACGACGCACAUGAAGAUGGCGGAGGAGAUUCGCGAUAAAAUUGAGAGAUUGCAGGAGAAACUUGAAGAAAUUACAGAACAAGGAGAAGGAGCGAAGGAGAAAAUUGAUAAGGCGAAGGAGACGUUGAGGGAGCUGCAGCAAUUGCAAGAAGAAGUCAAGAACUUUCAUUUACAGCUGGAAAGACGACAAGAAGAUGUGGUCAUGAAGGAGCAGAGUGUGCGUACUGCAUACAGCAAAAUUGAGAACAUUAUGAGCGACACUGAUGAUGAGUUACGAGGCUUCUUGAAUGACUAUGAUGCUAUUAUUGAGGAUCAUCGUAGAGCGUUUACCAGACUGCAAGAACAGGAUGAAAAACUGCAGAAAGAGCAACAUAAAGCCAAGGAGGACUACGUGACGCUACGUGACAAUAAAGCACGCGUUGAAACGAACAUUGACACGUACCAGAAGAAGGUGGCGGACCUCAUUGACUCGGCUUCGAAGCUCAGUACCAAGUAUCGCUUCCACUUGCAGCCUUUGUCCUCGCAACAGGAGGAUAUUUCGACCUUUUUGGCAGAGUUUAGGAACGUUGUCAAGGACAAGCAAGAAGCGGUUAAUAAGCUGGAUGUCAAGCAGCGACAGGAUGACGAUGCGUUAACCACGGAGUUAUCUGAAUUAACCUCUCAGGUGAAGCGUUUGAGAGACGAUUUGAGGACGAAGACGCAGAGUCUUGAGGCACUGAAUAGAGACAAAAAGGUUAUUGCAGAUCGAUUGAGGGAGCUGGGAGGUGCCGGUCUUCAUUCCCAGCGAGACGCAGAGGAAAUGAGCUCACAAGUGUCGGAAGCGGAGAGAGCGUUGGAGGAUUACAGAGCCAAACACAACGUGAUGGCUCUGAGAGACGAGAUCCAAGGGUUUAACAGACAAAUGAGCGACAUCAACCACGUGAUCGAAGAUCUGGGACAGCAGAUCAGCCAAUUGCGCAUAUACGCGCGUCGAAACGCUGAAAUCGAGUUUCAACGCAGUGAAUAUCGCAAAAAACAGGAAAUAUUCCAGGCCAGUUUACACGAAAAAGUGGCGGAUAUUGAAGAAAUCUUUGAAGGUGGCGAGAAGCCGACAGACAGAUCCUCACUAGUGUCGGCACUGCGUAAUAUUGACGACCUUAUUGCCGAGCGCAAGCACUCUCUUGAUACUAAGAGAAGGGAACAAGCGUCAGCUGAACAGCGUUUGAUGGAGAACACGACGUCGUCGAAGCUCGCGGAAAAGGAGUUGAACUCCUUGCGCUCGAAGAAGAACCAACUGGAUAGACAACACAUGACUGGACUGAAAGAACUGCUGGAUAAGGUCAUUCCUGGCCACGACCUGAAGAACGCUGAGCUUGGAGUGAAGGAAGCUGAGCGCGCGUAUGCUGAUGCCAAAGACAAAGUCGUACGUCGCAAGAACAUGGUCAUGUUUCUCAAUAUCUACAAGAAAAAAGGACUUAAAGAUCACUGCUGUCCACUAUGUGAACGUGACAUGAGUCCCGAGGAAGAGCAGGCUUUUGAGAGCAUUUUGAGCGAUAAAACGGAUGACGGAAAGGUUGCUGACAAGAUCAAAAAGGCCGAAGAUCUGGAGAAAUCGUCGCUCCAGACACUGACGCAGAUUAAGGAGAAGAUGCCGAGUUGGCGCAAGUGGCUGGAGCUCGAGACUGCGAUCCCUGAAAAAGUAACUGAGCUGGAGGAGAUUUAUGCUGCUCAGAAAGCUCUGGAGGUGGAUGUGCAAGACAAAAAGGCAGUGUUUGAUCUGGCACAGGAGCAGUUCGACGCUGCCAAGACGGCUAAGUCCGAUAUGGAGAUCUUGCGUAAAUCUGCCGACGAGCUUCACUAUUCCGACGUGGCUAUCACGAAAGAGGAGGAGCGUAUGAGAGGGAGUCAGGGAUCGAAUGGUUGCUCGUUGUCAGAUGUGGAAGCCGAGAAAGACGCCAAGCAGGCAGAAGUCCAGGAGCUGAACCACCAGCUUCAACGCAAGCAGAAAGAACUUGAUCAUAUCAACGAAAUGCUGCAGCAGUUGCAGAACGAAAUACACAGUCGGAAGGAGGAAAAACUCCGCAUUGAAACGCAGCGUAAGGAAUAUGAUGAAGCCAUUAAAGAGCAGAACAGACUACGGGAGCAGGAGAAGAGCUUGAAAGAAGCCUGUGCAAAGCUGAAGAAGUCGGAGCCCGAGCUGGAGCGUGAAGUUCGAGCGAAGACAACGCAACGCGAGACGCGACGUGCAGAGGCGAGAGAACAGCUACGAGCCCAACGAUCUGAGCUCCAGGAACGCCAGGAAGACUUCCGUGUGUUCAGUGAUAAAUGCAAGCAAGUGCAGCACGGCGAACUGGACAGACUGGAGCGUGAAGUUCAAACGAUAAGUGAUAAUAUCGCACAAACCAAGCAGCGUGAAGACAGAGUAGUCCAAGCUUUGGCAGAUCUGGCCCCUCAGAUGAAAAGUGCUGAGAAGAAUCUGAGCGAGAAUGAGAUCGUUAAGCGACGCAUCCAAGACAAUCUCGACUACCGUGAGCUUCAAAAGGAAUUGGCGAAGAUGCGUGCUGAGGUUGAAGAUCUCAAGAAUCAUAUCGGUAAUUUACCGUCGCUAGACGAUGUAAAUGAUCGAGUGGAAGCUGCAGAUGCUGCGUUGACUUCUGCGCAACGUUCGGCUGCGAUGAUGGUGGGGAAGAGACAGCAGUUGAUGGAGGAGAUUCGCGAGCAGAAGAUCAAGCUCCGUGUCCCGACGUUAAAGGACGUUGAAGAGAAGUAUCGACACAAGUUGAUCCAGUUCGAGACGACCCAGAUGGCCGUGACAGACCUGGAUCGCUACUUCAAGGCGCUGGACGAGUCGCUGCUGCAGUAUCACUCGAAGAAGGUGGACGAGAUCAACACGAUCAUUCGUUCGCUGUGGCAGAUCACGUACAAGGGCCAAGAUAUCGACACGAUUGAGUUGGUGAGUGGACAGCAGGAUGGCGCGGUGUCGAAGGCCGCACGCUCCUAUGACUACCGUGUCGUGAUGAAGAAGGCUGGAGCUGCAAUCGACAUGCGAGGUCGCUGUAGCGCAGGACAGAAGGUUCUCGCGGCUUUGGUGAUCCGUUUGGCUCUAGCCGAGACUUUCUGCUUGAACUGCGGAAUCCUGGCACUCGAUGAACCUACGACGAAUCUUGACACGGAGAACAAAUUCGGACUUGCACAGGCGAUCACUGACAUUCUGAACGCGCGCUCGCAGCAGCAAAACUUCCAGCUUGUCUGCAUUACGCACGACGAAGAAUUCGUGCAGAUGCUCAGUCGUACACAAGCUAUGGAGGGAACCCGCCCUGAAUUCUACUGGCGCAUUUUGAGAGAAGACAUUGGCGGCAACCGGUUUGUGAGCAAGAUCGAACGACGCGAGUGGGAGGAUGGCAUCUAAGUAGUCGCACUGCACGGUGAUGCAUUCGUAUUUUCUUUCAUCUAUUGGAAAUCUAUCUAGCAAGUGUGAGCGCUCUUUUGCUUAUGUGCUCUUCUUAGCAUCGAGUUUCUGCUGCAACUGCAGCUGCACGUCAAGGUUGCUGCUCUGCUUGAGUAGUUCACGAACCGCCAUGGUCGCGUACGAGGAAGGACCCAACUGGAACUCAAGGCACAGAGCACGACACUUGCCGUCAGGGAUGGAGGGCUGGGCGGAGCGGCCUUCGAGACGGUCAACGUCCGUUUCGAGGAGCGGCACCGUGGGGUCAUUAUACCUCUUGAGUUCAUGCUCCACAUUGAUAGGCUUCCUCAGCACAUGACGAUAGGAGCCUGGUAGAUGGUAUUCCGAGUUGGUUGCACGCUCCAGAGCUUGGAAGUCCACACCGUCCGCCUUCAUGAUCUCCUCGUACCGCUGCUUCAAUGCGUUCUCCGGAUACUUGACACUGUAACCAGGCAAAGGAAGCACCACGUCGUAGAUGCUGUACUGGCUCACGUUCUCGCCCGUAACUACGGUAACAUUUGCUUCAGAGCGUGAAGCUUCCGCCGACGUCCUUGGUUUCUUGUUCACAGGAUCAGCAUCGUCGGCUUCCUCGCUCUCAUCAACAGACUCCUCCGUCAUUUUAUCGUGAGGAAUGACCAGAUCUCCGACCAUAGGCGCGUACUGCGUCAAGCGCUCGCUAGCCACGGUAUUCCACACGUAACUCUGGUACGAGUGCGUGUACAUCAUACGGAGAUGGCGCGGGAUACUCUGGAUCGCAGUGGCGUACGCCGUCAACCCGUGUGCGCCAAGUCCUUGUAGCACAGCACGCUCAGCGAUCAGAUAAGAAGGCAGCGCCUUGAGCGCUGCACUGACGUCCUGGUUGUCUUGGAAAGCUUGACGAGCCUCGCGGAUCUUGGUCGCGUCACCUUGUUGCGGAGACAGCAACAAGUCUACCACUCGUUUGUGGUCUCGCUGUAAGAUAGCCCGUCCGAUCUCGUGCGUAGCGAUGGCCUUGGUACCGAAUCGCUGCAGACCGAAGUAAUUUAUGAAGCCGCGUUCACUCCAACUGCGUACUGCGGCGUGGAUCUGCUCGUCCGAGAUGGUCUCGUCAUCAGGAAGAUCGCGAAUAGCCAACGAGAAGCGAUUGCCACGUAGAUCACCGAGGUUCAGACGCUCAGAGACGAACUUAGCGCUGCCCACGAGGAAGUUGAACGAGUCGAGGUCACGACCAGCACGGUUCAGCGUCUCCAGUCGCUCCUUUGAGCCGCGAUAGACUGUGCAGAGCUGUGUCGUGAUACCGCGCUUGUCCUUCGUACCGGCAUAUGUGAAAGCUGAAACAUUCGCGUUCAUGGCCUUAGCGAGCUGCAUCAUGACGCUGUUCGUCUCCAUGUUGCGUUUGUAGAGCACAAACUGCAAGUAAUCAGGACGGUUCUUCGGCCAUGACAUGCGGCCAUUGUUUCCUCCACGUUGGUCGAUAUCCUUCCGCUUCUUACCGCCAACCAUCACACGACGAACUCGAAUCACCGACACAUCGUCACUGUUAGUCGUCGUGUCUGAGACAACAAUGCCACUGCCAAACUUGCGCACCAGCUCAUGCACCGCUGCACGCGUCUCCUUGGCUUCAAUGGGCGGGAAGAAGAAUGUCGUCUCCGUCUCAUUAUUCACCUCAUCAGUCGAGAUCUUCUCCUCUUUCUUCUCGGCUUUGCUCUUGUUCUUGUUAAUGUUGUUCGC